Messenger RNA from Aptenodytes forsteri (emperor penguin), 2727 nucleotides. RefSeq names its product 1-acylglycerol-3-phosphate O-acyltransferase 2 (gene AGPAT2). The coding region runs from base 1 to 663 and encodes 220 amino acids. NCBI's taxonomy places the organism in Eukaryota, Metazoa, Chordata, Aves, Sphenisciformes, Spheniscidae. The record is from RefSeq and is a predicted model, not a curated record. The transcript is spliced from 6 exons. Gene Ontology annotation, molecular function: 1-acylglycerol-3-phosphate O-acyltransferase activity. Gene Ontology annotation, biological process: phosphatidic acid biosynthetic process. Gene Ontology annotation, cellular component: membrane; endoplasmic reticulum.
AUGCCGAAGUGUGAAGCGGGCCACGAUACCCGAAUCAUCAAAACUGUGGUCAAGACCUUCAAGUAUUUCUUUGGCCUGAGGUUUGAGGUGAAGGGACUGGAGAACUUUGAGGUGGAGGGCCCUGCUAUCAUUGUGUCCAACCACCAGAGCAUGCUCGACAUGAUGGGGCUGAUGGAGGUCCUGCCCGACGACUGUGUCCAGGUGGGCAAGAAAGAGCUGAUGUACGCCGGCACUGUGGGGCUCGUCAUCUACCUCGGUGGUGUCAUCUUCAUCAACAGGAAGAGCACCACCAGCGCCAAGAUGGUGAUGGCAGAGGUGGCCAAGACUAUGGCAACUGACAAUGUGAAGGUGUGGGUGUACCCAGAGGGCACAAGGAACUGCACAGGAGAUUUGCUGCCGUUCAAGAAAGGAGCAUUUCACGUUGCUGUCCAGGCACAGGUCCCAGUGAUCCCUGUGGUGUAUUCCUCCUUCACCACCUUCUAUAACCCAAAGAAGAAUCUAUUUACAUCAGGCAAAAUCAAGGUUGAAGUUCUGCCUCCAAUAGAGACCAAAGGCCUGACAUCAGACGAUGUCUCCGACCUCACUGACAGAUGCUUCCGCAUCAUGAGGGAGACCCUCUUCAGGCUGUCGGGCCGUCCAAGUGAGGCGAAGGACUCGUCCUAGAUGUUUCUCCAGUGGCAUCACCAUGUGGUGGUGGCUGAAGGGACCUGUCUGUUGCCAAAUAUCCAAGGAACUUUUCUCCCUUUGCAGUGACCUCUAACUCUGGGAACACCAUGGACUGGCACACACGGGGUGUCGAGCCAGCGCUGAGGUUUCACGUUGAGUGGAUUUCUCUUAUGGGUUCAUUAUCUUGCAACGAAACGUCUCCUUUUUCUGAAUUUCUCAGGCAUCAAACUUGUGCUACCAAAGGGCUCAAUGACCAGAGAGGUGAGUUCCCCCAGCUCAGGCAGGUGGUGUGGGAUGACAACGAAAACCUGGCUGGAGGCUGGGCUCUGCCUCAUGUGAGCAUCCCUGCACCUGCGUUCCUGCAGGCUCAGCUAGUGCUGGCCUGGCCCUGUGCUGUCCCAGAUGGAAACCACCAGGUAGCAGUUUGUAUCUGCACAACCUUGAUGCUGCUCAAACAGGGCUGAGAAUCGGGUGAAAAUCCAGACUCUGGCUCUUCGGCAGCACUGGGAGUGCAGCGUCCUCCCUGGGCAGCCUGGAGCACUGCCGUCCGGCAUGGUGGAGCUCACGGGCGGUCUCUGGGGCAGGGCCUGUCUCCCUGAGAGAUGCCCUUGGGUCACAGCAGCAUCUUGUGCUGGGGCUUUGUGUUGCCCAGGCUCUCCUGACCCAAGUCUUUCACUUCUGAAGAGAGCACCUAGAGCAAAUAACCUCAGCUGCUCUGCAAAGGGGAAUGUGUGGGGCCAGUCAGCCUUAUAGUGUCUCUUUGGGCUUAAUUGCCUUGUCUGAACAAGUGCCCUUGCUCAUUGAGGGGUGCAGCAGUGGAGAGGGAAGCUGCAGCCUGACCAAGCCAAUAUAUAUGGUCUGGGCAGAGUUUAGCUGAAUGCUGUCCAGCCUUGCGAGUUUAGUCAUCUUCUGAAUGAAACCCCACGCUUGUUUCUACCAUUCAGAGCCACCAGCUUGAUUUUAAAAACUGCACAGAUCUGUCGGAGUCCUGGGCAAACCUGUCCUCACGUGUGACUUGUUUGUGGCACGCUUCUGGAUGCCAUGUGUGACAUGCACCUGCGUUGGCUCAGAGCUUCCUUGGUGUUGGGGAAACUGUGCUGCCAACUCCCUGCCAUGGCUCAACCUUGUCACAGUAGUGCCUGCAGUACUUGUUGCAGAUGCAAAGGGCUCUGUCAUGCUUGUUUUGCCACUUGUCAUGGUCAGCAGUGGCCGAAAGAUGGUGCCUGUCCCUUGUGUCUUUGUGCAGAUCUCAGCGGAGCUGCUGCUCUGCAAGGCUUGUAAAAACUCCUGCAGAGCCGCAGGGUGGGUGAGAUGCAACUGUAAUGGAGCUUGGAAGGCUUUGGCUCUCCCUUUGGGGGGAAAUGGGCUCCUUCCCCCGUUCAGAGAAAGGGGUUUCCCCUGUGCUUUGGGGUGAUGGACCAGCAGGGGUCCUGGAUCCUUCGCUGGGAGCUGCAGAAGUGUUGACCUCUGCGAAGAGCAAGACUGGGUCAGAUCCAUGGUUCCAGGGGGUUGCCUUCACCUCCAAGUCGGGUUCAGGGAGGCUUUUAGCUCUCCUGUUCGUGGUGCAGGGUGUAUAACCUUGAGAUAAGCCACCUGGGGCUACCUGGGUAACAGACACAGCCGGCUUUUGCAGCCUGUCUGGCACUGCGUUGGUGGAAUUGCAGUUAUGUGGCAUUUUGGGGUUAAAGCCUCAACUGGGGAAGGCAGGGAGUUCCUGUAGAGCCAGCGGUCCCCAAGGGAGGGAGCCCGUGGGCUGAGCUGGUGCUAGCGGGUGCCGGGGGCUUUAUCAGAGGGGCCUUACAGUACAGACUCAGGGGUCAGACCCGCCUUGGGACAGGUCGGGGUGGGAGGAUGGGAACCGAACCAGCACUUUGUAAGAGCAGCAGAUAAAGGGCUGUCAUGGAGGUUAAACCCAGGAGGGUCCCGGGAGGGCUCUUGCGGGGGAUAACCACAUCCACGGAGUGACUCCUGCAGCAUCCUUCCCUGGGAGGAGAGAGCGGUGCCUCUGUGUGCAGUUAUCUGCUGUUCACUUUUAAUUGGGUUAAGAAUAAUGUUAUGUGC